Messenger RNA from Caenorhabditis angaria, 2044 nucleotides. NCBI's taxonomy places the organism in Eukaryota, Metazoa, Nematoda, Chromadorea, Rhabditida, Rhabditidae. The record is from the annotation of a GenBank genome assembly.
AUGGAGAAAUCAGGAAGAUCGGCAAGAAAAAGAAAACAGAAGAAAUCCGGCGGAGGCGGAUUGAAUCUAUUCAAAAAAGCACCGGCGCCUGACAAAAGCACUUAUUCGCAAAGAACCAAAAAAUCGAGUUCGAAUCAGGAGAAAUCGGGAAGAUCGGCUAGAAAAAAGAAGAAGAAUGGAGAAAAGAAAGAUGGAGGAAAAGGUGGAAGUGGAGGAGAAGCUGGACAAGGUUGGCAAUAUGAUCAAGCUGCCAAGAAAAUGGUCAAGGCUACUGCUUUUAGUAAGUGGAGUACUACGGUACGCAAAUUUCUGCAUUUCCGCGUCGCUGUAUUUACACACUAAAUCAUUAUCUAGUGUGUGAACAUCGCGACGCACAAACUUGCGCUAGCUGAACAAAAAAACGCGUUUCGCUAGCGAAAACAAAAAAACAAAAAAAAGUGGGCGGAGUGUGGCCGUGUGGCUGCCCUGUUUGGUUUCCUCGGCCAAAUGUCACGAAAUAAUCAGCGUGAAUAGCAGGGCUGGGCGGAAUCGGCACGCCGAUUUGCCGAAAUGCCGAGUUUUCCUGAUUUUUCGGCAAUUUUUGAAGUCGGCACUACCGCCCGAAAAUAUUUUCGGCAGUUUUUCAAGUCGGCAUUACCGACCGAAAGAUUUUUCGGCACUUGAUAGAAGCCGAAUUUCGUACCGAUUUCAAAAUGUGCCGAAAUCACAACCGAAAUGUUCUCCAGUAAAAUAAAAAAUGUGUUUUUACCUCUAUUUUCUGCAGAAUGUCUUGUUUUACCUUCAUAUCUAUUGAGUUAUGACUAAAAUAAAACUAAAAUAUAAUUUUAUUCAUUUUUCUAUCAUUUUUUAUAGUUUUUAAAAUUUCUGAAUCACUGCCAAAAUGCCGAAUUUGAACAAAAUCGGGGUGCCGAAUUGCCGAAUUUUUUUUCGGCAAAAAAGUCGGUAUCCCGAAAUUCCGAAAAAAAAUUUCGGCACAAGAAGUCGGCAUCCCGACAAGCCGAGAAAAUUUUCGGCACUAAAAGUCGGCGUUGCGAAAUGCCGACAAGUAAAUUCCGCCCAGCCCUGGUGAAUAGAUAUAUAGAGCACAUUUGCACCUCUAUCUAUGCAAUCUCUCAUUUUCCAGGCACCGAUGCUUGUAAAACCGAAUUCAACACCGAUUUGACGUUCCAACCACCCAAAGAUGAUUGUGGAGCUUUUCAAAAGAAUCUGGCAAAAAAUCGUCAACCAGAAGCACCGAUCACAGAUUCAAAUAUGGUUUUCAUCAAACAACCAGAAAAUGCAUAUUUGUGCGCUGCAAAAAUAUCAAAUCCUGUUGAUUCGAGUCAAUUGAUUAUAUUAGCACAGGCUCCGGAAUCAGCGGAUUUGGAGAUUUUUUGGAGAAUGAUUUAUGAUGUGAGUUUUUGGAAGACUUGAAUAAUAAUUGAGCUUAAUUAUUACAGGGUGGAAUAACGAAUAUAUUCAUAGCAACAUCUCCAACAACCCUAUCUGAAUAUCUUCCUUUAAAUGUCACAUCAUUCAAUCAAGUCGGAAAAAUGUUAUUAAACAACAAAAAAGUGGAAACAUUGGGAAAAGACAUAACUUGUAUGACAAUUGAAGUAUUACCAGAUGGAUGUUCGAAUUCAGUGGUUUGUGAUGUUUAUAGUGUUGCGAGUUGGAGUUCGGGAAAAGCUGCACCAAAUCCAUCGGAUUGUGUUGCUAUUUGCGAGAAAAUGUUGAUUAAACCGGGAGAAGGUGUCAUGUUUUGCAGGUAUUUCUUUUUUUUUUUUUGGGUAUAUUUUUGAAGCUUCUGCUAUUUUUCAGUUGGAAUGGUUUGGGAAGAAGUGGUGUUAUUUUGAUGAUUUAUUUGAUAAUGGCACAUGUUAUGAAAAAUGCGGAUUUCAAAAUCAAUGAAUUGUUUUCGAAGAUUCGUGCACAGCGUUUUGGAAUUGUUGAAAAUGGCGACCAGUAUUUGUCGAUUUAUCAAGCAAUAACAUAUUGGAUUCGUAAUAAUUCGAAAGAUGCCGAAAUUUUGAAAGCUAUUGAAGGAAUUCCGCCACCGGCAUGA